UCCCCGUGGGACUCGAGAGUGCGGCCUCACCCGCGGCUGGGCGGAUUGGCUGUCUCAGCUUGCCCCCGCCCUCGGUACCCACCCCCGAGUCCCAGGUGGUGCGGGCGCCGGUGGUGAUUUCUGUUUACCGAGAACCGGUCCUAGCUGGGUUCCUCCUAGCUGGGUUCCAUCUCCGCUCGCUUCUCCGCGCAGCCCUGCCCGCCAGGGAAGAGGAGAGGAACCCUCAUCUUCGCCCUUUCCCUACCCUCAACGCCCGGGAGAGGCCGGCAGACGGCGAUGACCCCCAGGCCGGCCGGACCCCCGGACGGGAGCUGGGGCUGGGUGGUGGCGGCCGCGGCCUUCGCGGUGAACGGGCUCUCCUACGGGCUCUUACGUUCCCUGGGCCUGGCCCUCCCCGACCUCGCCGACCACUUUGAACGAAGCGCCCAGGACACUGCGUGGGUCAGCGCCCUGGCCUUGGCCGUGCAGCAGGCAGCCAGCCCAGUGGGCAGCGCUCUGAGCACACGCUGGGGCGCGCGCCCCGUGGUGAUGUUUGGGGGCGUCCUGACCUCGCUUGGCUUGGUCUUCUCGGCUUUUGCCCGAAGCCUGUUGCACCUCUACCUCGGCCUGGGCCUCCUCGCUGGCUCUGGCUGGGCCCUGGUGUUCGCCCCUUCCCUCGGUACCCUCUCGCGCUACUUCUCCCGCCGUCGGGUGUUGGCAGUGGGGCUGGCACUGACGGGCAACGGGGCCUCCUCGCUAGUGCUGGCGCCCGCCCUGCAGUUCCUCCUGGAUAAUUUUGGCUGGCGGGGUGCCCUGCUCCUCCUCGGUGCCGUCACCCUCCACCUUACUCCCUGUGGCGCCCUGCUGAGGCCCCUGGUCCUCUCUGGCGACCCCCCAUCCGCACCCCGCAGCCCCCUAGCUGCCCUCGGCUUAGGUCUCUUCAAGCGCCGAGCCUUUGCAGUCUUUGCUCUGGGCACUGCGCUGAUUGGGGGCGGGUACUUCGUCCCCUACGUGCACCUGGGCCCUCACGCCUUAGACCAGGGCCUGGGGGGCUACGGGGCGGCGUUGGUAGUGGCGGUGGCUGCCGUGGGGGAUGCGAGCGCCAGACUGGUCUGCGGAUGGCUUGCGGACCAGGGCUGGGUGCCCCUGCCCAGGCUGCUGGCUGUGUUCGGGGCCCUGACAGGCCUGGGGGUGCUGGCCGUGGGGAUGGUGCCUGCCACGGGGCCCGAGGACAGCUGGGGGGCUCCUCUGCUGGCUGCCGCUGGGGCUUAUGGCCUGAGCGCGGGGAGCUAUGCCCCGCUGGUCUUCGGCGUGCUCCCGGGACUGGUGGGCGUCGGAGGUGUGGUGCAGGCCACGGGGUUGGUGAUGAUGUUGAUGAGCCUCGGGGGCCUCCUGGGCCCUCCCCUGUCAGGUUUCCUGAGGGACAAGACGGGAGACUUCAGCGCCUCUUUCCUGGUCUGCAGCUCCUUCAUUCUCUCGGGCAGCUUCAUCUACCUGGGGCUGCCCAGGGCACUCCCCUCCUGCCGGCCAGCCUCGUCUCCAGCUGCGACUCCUCCUCCGGAGAGUGGGGAGCUGCUUCCCGUUCCACAGCUCGCUCUGCUCCCCACGGGAGGCCCUGAUAGCACUUGUUGAUCACUUUCUUGUUUGCAGUCCUUCCUCAAUAAAGAAUUACCUUGA
Messenger RNA from Jaculus jaculus (lesser Egyptian jerboa), 1656 nucleotides. It is a transcript of the gene Slc16a11, whose product is annotated as solute carrier family 16 member 11. Gene Ontology annotation, biological process: transmembrane transport; monocarboxylic acid transport. Lineage: Eukaryota; Metazoa; Chordata; Mammalia; Rodentia; Dipodidae. The transcript has 5 exons. The record is from RefSeq and is a predicted model, not a curated record. Gene Ontology annotation, molecular function: monocarboxylic acid transmembrane transporter activity. The coding region runs from base 277 to 1611 and encodes 444 amino acids.